ACACAAGCCUUGCUCUUAUUCCCGGCCAGGAGUACCAUGUUCCUGCAAAGGCUUCCAAUUUCAGCUGAGAAUAUAACUCCUCUUCCCAAACCUCACACUCUUUCUUCUUCUCCUCGUUCCCAAACACACCGAUACCCUUCCCUUCCCAGUGUUACCAAUCUUCGAAGUCGCACUCUCGCCCUCGCUUCGCAAAAAGCGGCCGUCGAGGUUCCGGGCGAGUCAAGCGACGGAGCCGUCGGGUCCAAACUCUCGCGGGAGCCGGAGCCGUUGCCGCCUGAGCUGCGACCGGACCUGAUACCGAAGCACGUGGCGGUGAUUAUGGAUGGAAACGGGAGGUGGGCUAAGAUGCGAGGGUUGAUGCCGUCGGCGGGUCACGAAGCCGGCGUGCGGUCGCUGAGGAGGAUUAUCGAACUAUGUUGUAGUUGGGGGAUUAAGGUUCUGACGGUUUUCGCCUUUUCUUAUGAUAAUUGGGUUCGUCCAAAGGUGGAGGUUGAUUUUUUGAUGAGCCUCUUUGAAAGAACAAUAACCACAGAAAUUGAUGCUUUCAAGAGCGAAGGAAUUAGAAUUUCUGUAAUAGGAGACACAACAAAACUCCCAGAUUCUCUACAGAGAAUGAUAAAAUAUGCCGAGGAAAACACAAAGGAAAGCUCUGUAUUCCAGUUGAUAGUGGCAGUUAGCUACAGUGGCAAAUACGACGUCGUGCAGGCAUGUAAAGCCAUAGCGGAGAAGGUCAAAGAUGGCACUAUGGAACCAGAAGACAUAAACGAGAGCUUGAUAGAGCAAGAACUUGAAACGAAUUGCACAGAGUUCCCAAACCCAGACCUGAUGAUUCGAACGAGUGGAGAACUAAGAGUGAGCAACUUCUUGUUGUGGCAACUGGCUUACGCAGAACUGUUCUUUGAUCCGUCUUUAUGGCCUGAUUUUGGAAAGGAGCAGUUUGUGGAAGCUUUGGCUUCCUUUCAACAAAGGCAGAGACGCUUUGGUGGGCGCACUUCAUAGUACUUCAUGAUACUCAGUUAUAAGACGAUGUUAACCAAAUCAGGAAUUAAGAAAUCUUAGUUAAGUAAUUAAACUUGUUUUAAAUCUGUCCUUGUUAUUUUAAUUGAAUCUCUUAGUUUAUGUAAAAUUAAUGGCUCGAGAGGGAAUAAUAAAAUUAUUAUGAAUAAUCCAAGGAUAA
Messenger RNA from Neltuma alba, 1177 nucleotides. RefSeq names its product dehydrodolichyl diphosphate synthase 2-like. NCBI's taxonomy places the organism in Eukaryota, Viridiplantae, Streptophyta, Magnoliopsida, Fabales, Fabaceae. The record is from RefSeq and is a predicted model, not a curated record. The coding region runs from base 37 to 999 and encodes 320 amino acids. The transcript is spliced from 3 exons. Gene Ontology annotation, biological process: plastid membrane organization; polyprenol biosynthetic process; response to cold. Gene Ontology annotation, cellular component: chloroplast stroma. Gene Ontology annotation, molecular function: ditrans,polycis-polyprenyl diphosphate synthase [(2E,6E)-farnesyl diphosphate specific] activity.